UUUAGGAAGCUGAUGACUGAUAACUGUCGUCGUAGCGUUGGUAUAGAUGUUCUCUGUAAAGAUAUGGACUGACUCAGCGGGCGACUGUUUGCAAAUAAGUUCUCAGCUAGUUAGGUAGCUAAUAUAGUAGCAUCCUGGAUUCAUUACUUAAGCAUUAGAACGCCAGUACACCGGAAUUGCUCACUCAACACCAAUUAAUGGAGUUUACAAAGGGCUUGAUCAUCCAGACAGUUUCGCCAGCUUAAGAUACGCAGAAGUUCAUCAUGGUGAAAAUUUUUAUUGGCAAUCUUGCCUGCAGUACCACACCCGAGGAGCUGCGUGAACUCUUUGAGAAGUACGGCAAAGUCUCAGAAUGUGACAUUGUGAAAAACUAUGGUUUUGUACACAUGAACUGCAUGUCUGAAGCAGAGGAGGCCAUUCAAAACCUCCAUCAGCACCAGCUGCAUGGCUGGCGCAUGAACGUCGAGAUGAGCAAAGGGAGGCCCAAGUCCACCACCAAGCUGCAUGUCAGCAACCUGGGUGAGGGGGUCACCUGUGAUGUUCUGCGGGCCAAGUUUGAAGAGUUUGGCCCAGUGGUGGAGUGUGACAUAGUGAAGGACUAUGCCUUUGUUCACAUGGAGCGAAUGGAGGAUGCCAUGGACGCCAUCAGUAAGCUGGACAACACAGCCUUCAAAGGCAAGCUGAUGAGCGUACAGCUGUCCACCAGUCGGCUUCGCACUGCCCCAGGAAUGGGAGAUCAUACCGGCUGCUAUGUCUGCGGGAAACAUGGUCACUGGUCGAAAGACUGUCCAGUCGGUCGCAACGGUAGCCACGGUGACGGCAUGAGAGGUCGCAGCGGCCGGGCCCCCCCACGCGGUCCCCCAGGUUAUGGCAGGGGCAGCUACGGGAUGGCCUCACCUCCAGCAGCUGAUUACAUGGGUGGCUCUGCGUAUAGUCAGGGUAGUUAUGUAGGUGGGCUGCCGCCUCCCCCUCGCAGGCCCAGUGGCUACGGUUCUGAGCUGGGGGAUAGGUAUGUCAGCAGAGCAGCAGCCUCCUAUCCUGAGAGGCCAUCAGCUUAUGAUCGUGACCGUCUCUAUAGCAGUGUUGACUAUUAUGAGAAGUACAGAGCUCGCCCUUAUGGCUCAAGCUAUUUCGAGGAUCGGCGCAUGUCCUAUCUCCCCCCACCCCCACCCCCUCCUUCCUCCCUUUCAAAGCUCUCCUCCAGUAUAGAUCCAUAUGACCGUCGGCCACUGCCUCCACCUUCAACGGCUGCUGCAGCUGCCGCAUACUAUGCACGAGACCGCAGCCCAAUGAGACGAGUACCGGUCUCUGCGGCGGGCUACGCCUACGAGCGAACACGGCUGUCACCGGUGUCCUCCAGGAGCUCUUAUGCCAUUCCACGACCCAAGGAUCAUUAUGCGCCACGAUAUGCGCCUUACUAAAAACCACGGUGCCAAGGUCUGUUUGUGCAUUAUGGGACUUUUCCUUUGCCGUCAUUUCUUCAAGCUACGUGAUGCCAUCGGUCUGCGCGGUGUGCGGCAAAGCAUAUGAAAUGCGGAAGUUCGCUUUGGAAAUUGUGUUGGCAUCUUGGAGGCACCUGAGAUGUCAGUUCCCUGCAGAUGAAUCAUCCUUAGUCACAUUUACAUCUAUUUUCAAUAAGGAUGAUUAGCAAACUGCAAUGUUUGACAUUUAUGAUGUAUAAAACAAUACUUUUCUUACGUGCUCUGCAGGUUUUCAGCUCACUUUUUAGCCAUGUCUUUUGUUUUUCUUAUCUGUGUUUCUUCCUCACAUGAGGCAAUUGUUACUUGUUUGGCUGUUGUUUAUCAUUUGGAAGAAAGCUGGAUUUAUAGUUCUGCGUGAAGAGGCUAUGCCGUGCCUACAGCGGCUACGUGCCUAGGCUCUAGGGUUACACCAUAAGCUACACAUCAGGGCCGUGGCGUCCUUAGAGAAACCAUGGGCAGCAAGAACUGUGAUUGGCUGAUUGGGUUUUCCUCUACAUGUUACUAAUUCUUUGUAGAGCAUGAAGACGACAUUAAGGAAGUUAAAUACUCUCAUUAAUUACUCUCCAAAACCCUCUGCUCCCUGGGAUUGGCGCUUUGUAUGAAUGAUUGAACAUAAACACACUGAUAGUAAGGCAGAAGGAGACACAUUGAAAUAAUAUUGUUACCGGGAUGUAACUCUAGUUUUAUAAACCAUAACGCAUCGUCACUCUGCAUCACCAAGUUAAUGAAAGAAUGUAAACAUGGUUACUGUGGAUAUGGCCCGAUUAUAUACAAGGUGUUGAGCUUCAACUUACGUUGGGACUCCUGUUAACACUUCACGUCGACUAUAAAUUCAGCUUUGGUGUUCGUAUUCCAUUAAUAUAUAAAGAUUUAUUUUUUAAUUGGGAUACGGGUUAACCCAUGCAGUUAGCUGUAUCUGUUGCUUGUAGUGCAGAGAAGCUCCUCAGCACACAUCUCACCUGAUGUGGGUCAGUUAUAUGGAUGUGGAUAUAGAUUAAUGUUUGACUAAUAUAUUUUUUAAGUAUAUUCAAAUAUAUUUCAUUAGUAUUCCGUGAAGGUCUGUGGAGGGUGAAACACACAGUAAGCUGUCUGAUGUUGGGUGGGAUAGUGGACACAGUGAAUCCAUAUCCACGUAACUGACCCGGCUUAGUGUUCAGUCAGGAUUCAGAAUCACUGUGAGUGAUGUUGAGUGAGAGGAUUCAAGGUAAGACACAUAAUUUCAAACAUUCCAGCCUCAUUUUUUCUAAUUUCAACAUGUUCCCAGAAUAUAAAAAUGAAUUUUAUAAUUGUUGAGGUAUCUGCUGAAUCUGUGAAGUCAAAAUUCUUCAACGAAGUGUUGUUGAGUGACACCACAACAAGAUUAUUGGCUAACAAGCAUUGUGCAACAAAACAACAACAACCCUUCAAAUCUCAGAUCUAAGUCUGGGAUGGUUGUGUAUUGUGUCCACAUAACAGCAAAAGCAGAUACAGAGAUGUGAGGCAGGACUCAGGGCUUGGGCUGGGUAAGUCAUUAGGCACUUGCUGUGUUUAAGGUGCCUUUGUUUGUUUUGCAUAUAGGUAGAUUUGAAGUUUGUAUUUUUCAUACUAGCUGUAAAAGCACCAGCAUACAUUAAAAAUCUAAAAUGAAUAUGAUUUUUAAUAAAGCCAAAUUUAUUUUGGUCGUGA
This is a messenger RNA of Seriola dumerili (greater amberjack), 3146 nucleotides long. RefSeq names its product RNA-binding protein 4.1-like. The transcript has 4 exons. Gene Ontology annotation, cellular component: cytosol; nuclear speck. The record is from RefSeq and is a predicted model, not a curated record. Gene Ontology annotation, molecular function: zinc ion binding; mRNA binding. Gene Ontology annotation, biological process: mRNA splicing, via spliceosome. Bases 264 to 1421 code for a protein of 385 amino acids. NCBI's taxonomy places the organism in Eukaryota, Metazoa, Chordata, Actinopteri, Carangiformes, Carangidae.